UAUAAACACACAAGGGCAGACAUAACACCAACACUCAUCGGGGGUGAGGUUAACAUUAGGAAGGGUCAAAACCCAAAAGCGACAGAGAAUUAUGAGCAACAGGAUGAAAUAUUAUCACAUGGUUGGAUCACGUACAUCAGCAGGACGGAGUGUAGCAGGAUGUGUCAGGAGAUACAGGACAGCGGGAUGUGUGAGGAGAUAUAGGACAGCAAGAUGUGUCAGGAGAUAGAGGGCAGUGGGAUGUGUCAGAAGAUAGAGGGUAGUGGGAUGUGUCAGAAGAUGGAGGGCAGCAGGAUGUGUCGGGAGAUAGAGGGUAGCGGGAUGUGUCAGAAGAUAGAGGGUAGUGGGAUGUGUCACGAGAUAGAGGGCAGUGGGGAGUGUCAGGAGAUAGAGGGUAGCGAGAUGUGUCAGGAGAUAGAGGGUAGCGAGAUGUGUCAGGAGAUAGAGGGUAGCGAGAUGUGUCAGGAGAUACAGGACAGCAGGGUGUGUCAGAAGAUGGAGGGUAGCGGGAUGUGUCGGGAGAUAGAGGGUAGCGGGAUGUGUCGGGAGAUAGAGGGUAGUGGGAUGUGUCAGAAGAUGGAGGGCAGCAGGAUGUGUCGGGAGAUAGAGGGUAGCGGGAUGUGUCAGAAGAUAGAGGGUAGUGGGAUGUGUCACGAGAUAGAGGGCAGUGGGGAGUGUCGGGAGAUAGAGGGUAGCGAGAUGUGUCAGGAGAUACAGGACAGCAGGGUGUGUCAGAAGAUGGAGGGUAGCGGGAUGUGUCGGGAGAUAGAGGGUAGCGGGAUGUGUCAGAAGAUAGAGGGCAGUGAGAUGUGUCAGGAGAUAGAGGGUAGUGGGAUGUGUCAGGAGAUAGAGGGUAGCGGGAUGUGUCAGAAGAUAGAGGGCAGUGAGAUGUGUCAGAAGAUAGAGGGUAGUGGGAUGUGUCAGGAGAUAGAGGGUAGCGAGAUGUGUCAGAAGAUGGAGGGUAGCGGGAUGUGUCGGGAGAUAGAGGGUAGCGAGAUGUGUCAGAAGAUAGAGGGAAGCGGGAUGUAUCAAGAGAGAGGGUAGUGGAACAUGUCAGGAGAUAGAGGGAAGCGGGAUGUGUCAGGGUAUAGAGGGUAGCGGGAUGUGUCAGAAGACAGAGAGCAGCGGGAUGUGUCAGGAUACAGAGGGCACUGGGAUGUUCCAACAAAGCCGCAGUCGUGGACAUAAAUCCGCUCCAAAGCUAUGAAAGAAUACAAUAAAUUAUCCAGAAUACAGUAUUAACAUUGGUCUUAAUAAACUGC
Messenger RNA from Bufo bufo (common toad), 1262 nucleotides. Its product is annotated as latent-transforming growth factor beta-binding protein 2-like. The coding region runs from base 214 to 1044 and encodes 276 amino acids. The record is from RefSeq and is a predicted model, not a curated record. The transcript has 2 exons. Lineage: Eukaryota; Metazoa; Chordata; Amphibia; Anura; Bufonidae.